CAAAUAUGGGCGACAACUCUACCAGCGUCUGUGGAGGCCUGGGGUCAAAUGACUCUGGGGCGGGGUUAGCAUUCGACACCCACAGAGCUGCAGACGACCUGACCGUCAGAGACGACGCCACGUGGUUGUUGUCCAGCUCCUUCAUCAUCUUCACCAUGCAAUCAGGGUUCGGGCUGCUAGAAAGUGGGUGUGUCAGCUCCAAGAACGAGGUGAACAUCAUGGCGAAGAACGUGGCUGACGUCGUCUUUGGCGGCCUGUCCUAUUGGAUGUUGGGCUACGGCUUCAGCUUCGGCAACGGUACUGGCACCAACGGCUUCUGCGGCGUCGGGAAAUUUUUCAUCGACCCCGGCGUCGACUCGAUGGGGGAGGACUUCUCCCGCUUCAUCUUUCAAAGUUCGUUUGCGACUACAGCAACUACGAUAGUUUCUGGUGCCAUAGCUGAGCGCAGCAAAUACCUUGCUUACGUCAUCUUCUCAUUCUUCAACACGUUCAUCUUUUGUUUUCCCGCCCACUGGGUGUGGUCACAACACGGGUGGCUGCACCAGAUGGGCGUGAUUGACAUGGCUGGGGACGGCCCAGUGCACAUCGUGGGGGGCAUGACGUCACUCGUUGCCGCCCUGAUGAUCAAGCCGAGGGCCAAGAGGUUUACGUCACAAGAUGACCACGAGAUGGGCUCAGCCAGCAGCGCCUUACUGGGGCUCUUCAUUCUUUGGUGGGGCUGGCUGGCAUUUAACUGUGGCAGCACCUACGGUAUAUCAGGUGGCAAGUGGAAGCUGGCUACCAGAGCUGGUGCCACUACGCUAAUGUCAGCAUAUUCAGGCGCCAUCCUGGCUUUCAUAUGUAGCUACGUUGUGAACAAAAGAAAGUUUUGUAUCCCCUGGAUCAUCAACGGUGUGUUGGCUGGUCUAGUCUCAAUCACUGCCACCUGUGCCGUGACGGGGAUCUGGGAGGCGCUGGUCAUUGGUGGGGCGGGGAGCUGCCUGGUGCUCCUGGGUGACGCCCUCCUGGUCAGGCUGCACGUCGAUGACCCAGUCAGCGCCAUAGCCGUCCAUUUUGUGGGCGGUGUCUGGGGUCUGAUAGCAGCCGGGAUAUUUGCUCACGAGGACACUGUGACCUACAAGUAUUUUGGGAACUACGGCCUGGUCAAGGGUGGAGGCUUCUACCUGCUAGGUGUACAGUGCCUGUCUGUUGUGUCCAUCACGGCAUGGACGGCUGUGACCUCUGGAAUUCUACUCAAGGUCAUUGACCUGACCGUGGGGCUCAGAUUGUCGCCUGCUGGUGAAGACGUUGGUGCGGAUCUUACAGACCACAAUAUCAGGUCGUUUAACUCUGCCCAUAGAAUCCAACAUUUGUCUGCCCUCAAUGUGCUGUUGGAGAAAAUUGAGCAAGGUCAAGGCCUAGAGGACAACAUGUUUGGACCAUCGCGAACUAAUUCCGACUUUAUCAAGGUCAAUAGGUGCAAGAUGAACACAACUGAUCUACAUGAAACAAGUCAGACAAUCAUCUUGGAUCAGUUGUCCACAACAGAACUGCAUAAAAACCAAUGCGAGUUUCAGUUCACGGGCGAUGACGUCAUCUCCUCGAUUGAAACUCGACCGUUAGAAAAGUCGAAGCGAUGCACGGGUGUAAGGACACCAAAGCCACGGAACAAUUCUAGUGUUUCUAGCCUGACGUCUAAACUCACACCCAGAGUGCAUUUUAGACAGGAAGUAACGUUUAAUGACCUCCCCCUGUCCCCUGACGUCAUGUAUUAGGU
Molecule: messenger RNA, 1756 nt
Organism: Physella acuta
Lineage: Eukaryota; Metazoa; Mollusca; Gastropoda; Physidae
Product: putative ammonium transporter 2
Biological process (GO): ammonium transmembrane transport; ammonium homeostasis
Cellular component (GO): plasma membrane
Molecular function (GO): ammonium channel activity
Source: RefSeq, a predicted model, not a curated record